Molecule: messenger RNA, 777 nt
Organism: Clarias gariepinus (North African catfish)
Lineage: Eukaryota; Metazoa; Chordata; Actinopteri; Siluriformes; Clariidae
Gene: taf13
Product: TATA-box binding protein associated factor 13
Exons: 2
Coding region: 59-541 (160 amino acids)
Biological process (GO): transcription by RNA polymerase II
Cellular component (GO): transcription factor TFIID complex
Molecular function (GO): protein heterodimerization activity
Source: RefSeq, a predicted model, not a curated record
AGCCUGAGGAUAUUUGUAGUCUGGUUGGGGAGGAUUAUUUAUACGCAUACUUGGCAACAUGCGUUCAACCGGAAGCCGGAAGUUCACCCAGCGGCUGUUUGUAAGCCCGCUUUCAAACGUGUUGAUACAGAUAUUUGCUCGUGAUUUAAAGGCUCCUGAUUGGAAAAUGGCGGAGGAAGACGACGAUCCCGGUUUCGAUGAGGAGUUGGAUGAAGGCGGAAACGGUGUAGACACUGGUCACGGCAGAAGGAAGAGACUUUUCUCGAAAGAGCUUCGCUGUAUGAUGUACGGCUUCGGUGACGACCAGAAUCCGUACACGGAGUCGGUGGAUAUCCUGGAGGACCUGGUGAUCGAGUUCAUCACGGAGAUGACCCACAAAGCCAUGUCCAUCGGGCGCCAGGGCCGCGUUCAGGUCGAGGACAUCGUCUUCCUCAUUCGGAAAGACCCGAGAAAGUUUGCGAGGGUGAAGGAUCUGCUGACUAUGAACGAGGAGCUCAAGAGAGCCAGGAAAGCCUUUGAUGAGGCUAACUAUGGCUCCUGAACGGCCAUGUACAGUGUUAGAGCUGUGUUUGUCCAGCAGCUUCAUCAUACUGACUGUAAACUGAUGAAUGUGCUGCAGGGAUUUAGUUCAUGGGGAAACUUUCCUUUUUUUUGUUCUUUAAGGUAUGGUAUACUUGAAAUAUUUAGUUCAGAAGUGAUCUGCAUAAGUGUUGUUGUUUUUUUUUUAAAGUAAAUCAAAAAAGCAUGUAUGAUGUAAUAAAAGUUUGCUUUUUUGAA